AUGGCUCGACCCAUGGGGUCAGUCCGUCUCAAGAAGGCGAAUCCUUUGACCCUCCUUCUUGGCGCCGUUCUCUGCAUCUUCAUCUUCUUCUUCCUCGUCUCACCCUCCAGCUCCGGCUCGACACGUCGCGUCCCGUCGGUUACGGCUGAACAUCACCUUUCACCGCCUACGUCGCCGUACAAGAAGCCCAGCGGACGGUCUGGGAGCGAGCUUGGGCCGCCGCCCGUCACGAAAUACAACCUUAAUCAUGUCACCGUCACGUCGAACCCGGUCCAGAACCGCGAGCACAUCCUGAUCCUUACCCCGAUGGCGCGUUUCUAUCAAAAGUACUGGGACAACCUGCUGCGAAUGAACUACCCGCACGAGCUCAUCACCCUCGGCUUCAUUCUCCCCAAGACGAAAGAAGGCAACGCGGCCACGGCGGCCCUUCAGCAGCAAAUCGAGAAGACGCAGAAGCGCGGCCCUGAGAAGGAUCGUUUCAAGAGCAUCAUCAUCCUGCGGCAGGAUUUCGAUCCUGCCCUUGCCUCGCAGGAUGAGAGCGAGCGCCACAAGAUGUCGAACCAAAAGGCGCGCCGAGCCGUCAUGGCCAAAGCGCGCAACUCGUUGCUCUUCACCACGCUCGGUCCAGCUACUUCAUGGGUGCUGUGGCUCGACUCCGAUAUCGUCGAAUCCCCGCCCACUUUGAUCCAGGAUCUUGCCAAGCACGACAAGCCCCUCAUCGUCGCCAACUGCUUCCAGCGAUACUACAAUGAGGAGAAGAAGAAGAUGGAUGAGCGUCCGUACGACUACAACAGCUGGCAGGACAGCGACAUUGCCAAGAACAUGGCAGCCACCAUGGGGCCCGACGACAUUUUGUUAGAGGGAUACGCGGAAAUGGCGACAUAUCGUACCCUGAUGGCGCACAUGUCCUCCGAGGGCGGCGACACGGAUCUCGUUGUUCCUCUCGAUGGCGUUGGCGGCACAGCCCUUCUGGUCAAGGCUGACGUCCACCGCGACGGCGCCAUGUUCCCGCCCUUUGCGUUCUAUCAUCUCAUUGAGACGGAGGGCUUCGCACGCAUGGCGAAGCGUCUAGGAUGGCAACCAUACGGCCUUCCUAACUACAGGGCGAGUAUCCCGCUUCUUUACUGGGUUGCGAUGUCCGGCUAA
Messenger RNA from Purpureocillium lilacinum, 1146 nucleotides. Its product is annotated as Golgi mannosyltransferase complex subunit. Gene Ontology annotation, cellular component: mannan polymerase complex. The record is from RefSeq and is a predicted model, not a curated record. Gene Ontology annotation, molecular function: alpha-1,6-mannosyltransferase activity. NCBI's taxonomy places the organism in Eukaryota, Fungi, Ascomycota, Sordariomycetes, Hypocreales, Ophiocordycipitaceae. Gene Ontology annotation, biological process: protein N-linked glycosylation; cell wall mannoprotein biosynthetic process.